Messenger RNA from Trichogramma pretiosum, 742 nucleotides. Its product is annotated as microsomal glutathione S-transferase 1-like. The record is from RefSeq and is a predicted model, not a curated record. Lineage: Eukaryota; Metazoa; Arthropoda; Insecta; Hymenoptera; Trichogrammatidae. The coding region runs from base 83 to 538 and encodes 151 amino acids. Gene Ontology annotation, cellular component: membrane. The transcript is spliced from 2 exons.
GUCCAGUUUGAAGCGCCAACGCAGUUGGUAUAAGUCGUGAGUCGUAGACGUGUGCAAGGCGCUUGAUUGCGCGAUUCUAACAAUGUCGGUUUUUUUGGCUCUGCAAAAUAAUGAAGUUUUUCGACUUUUCGCUUGGUGGUCUGCUGCAUUGUCGGUCAAAAUGCUGUGCAUGGCGCCGCUCAUUGGGCAUCAACGAUUUCGAAAAAAGAUUUUCUUGAGCCAAGAGGAUUGCACGUUCAUCGGAAAAAACGCUAAAGUUUCUGUAGACGAUCUAGAUGUCGAGCGACCACGACGGGCCUUUCUCAAUGAUUUGGAAAAUAUACUGCCAUGGUUCAUUAGUACUUCUGUUUUUUUGACGACGUCUCCGGCACCAAGUUUAGCUAUGUCGCUAAUAAGAACGUUUGGAAUCAGUCGAGUAGCCCAUACAGUUGUGUAUGCUGUUGUGCCAUUGCCUCAACCAGCUAGAGCUAUUGCCUACUUCGUUGGUUAUACCGUCAUCGCGUAUCAAUCCUACUUGACUCUUCUUUAUUAUUCUUGAACUCAACCAUCUGAUUAUUCAUUUUGUUUUAUUUCUGUUCAUUGAUUUUUAAAAGUCAGCCAUUACAAUUCUUUCACUUUAAAUAAAAUGGUUAUUUAUUAAUUAUUAUCAUAUGAUUAUGCUAUAGAACAUGAAUGUUGUUCAGGUGUACAGGUAAAUUUUAUCUAGUUCGAAAAUAAAAUAUUACUUUUUAUUAAAUGUCAA